CAUGAGCUCUGACAGCACAGAGCUGUCUCUCCCUCCUCCGCCUCAGGAGAAGAGUUCGAGUCCCUCCACGACAAGAUCCUGAAGAAGGUGAUCGAUAAGGACAAGCACCUGGAGCCAGG
Salvelinus sp. IW2-2015 is the source of this 119-nucleotide messenger RNA. Lineage: Eukaryota; Metazoa; Chordata; Actinopteri; Salmoniformes; Salmonidae. The record is from RefSeq and is a predicted model, not a curated record.